UCCCAGCAUCCACUACGGACUACGAGAAAUAGAAUUAUCGGUAAGUAAAUUCUUAUUUUUUAAUUGGUCAAUGUUAUUAGAUGCCCUUAUGCUCUUGUGCUACAAUGGGACUGAUGCAUUGUAUAGCGAUUGUUUUCACCCUGCUUCUGCACAGGAAGCUGGUGAUAUGUCUUACACAAAGCGAGCACGUCUCCAAGUGCGCGUGAAGAGGUGUAACGGCAUUCUCAUAGGUGGUCAUUCCGAGUUGUUCGCUCGCUGUCGUUUUUAGCAGAAUUGCGAUCAGUCUAAAAUCCGGCAGUUCUGCGCAUGCAUAUGGGCCGCAGGGCGCACGCGCUAAGUACUUUCACACAAAACUAUGCAAUUUUACACAGGGCCAAGCGAUGCUUUUCAGUCGCUCUGCUGAUCGGUGAGUGAUUGACAGGAAGUGGGUGUUUCUGGGUGGUAACUGAGCGUUUUCCGGGAGUGUGCUAAAAAACGCAGGCAUGCCAGACGAAAAAGCGGGCUGGGGAAACGGGGGAGUGGCUGGCAGAACGCAGGGCGUGUUUGUGACGUCAAACCAGGAACCAAACAGUCUGCAGUGAUCGCAAUCUAGGAGUAGGUCUGGAGCUACUCAAACUGCAGGGAAAUAUGUAAUAGAACUGCUAUCCUUUCGUUCGCAAUUCUGCUAAGAUACACUCCCAGAGGGCGGCGGCCUAGCGUUUGCAAUGCUGCUAAAAGCAGCUAGCGAGCGAACAACUCGGAAUGAGGGCCAUAGGCUUUAAUCAUUGAGGGUGUAUGAUGGAACUGAGUGAUGGAUAGAGUUGUGCUUAUACUUAAUUACGUAUAUUUUCAGAUGGUUCUCUUGUUGCAGGGAUAGAACCGGUGCAAGAGCUGGCUGAUAAUGUGGCAGAUAGCGUACUAAUAGGGUCAUCUGGCUGCACAAACACAUACAACUCGGCCCCAUUAUUUGGAAAGAGAGAUGGAGUGUCAAACCAUGACCAUAAUGCAUGAGGCAUCUCCAGGGACCUCCACGUGUCAGAACCAGUUGUGCAAACCCAUGGCACCUUCUUCUGGAAACCUAGACACAGCAUUGGCAGACUCUGGCGAUGGAUUGAAUGAAGAGCAGUGUGACCUUUUUCCACCAGAGGAACUUGGCUUGAGAUGGCAACGCGUCCAAAAAGUUGGAGCUGGUCUCCAAAACCUUGGCAAUACUUGCUUUGUGAAUUCUGUUCUGCAGUGUUUAACAUACACUGCACCUCUCGCUAACUACAUGCUCACACGCGAACACUCCAAGACUUGUCAUGAACAAGAUUUCUGCAUGAUGUGUGUGAUGCAGUCUCACAUAUUGCAGGUUCUGUCUAACUCUGGCAAUGUCAUCAAGCCCACUAACGUGAUCAAUGACUUAAGACGUAUUGCAAAACAUUUUCGCCACGGCAGUCAAGAAGAUGCUCAUGAAUUCCUUCGGUUUACAGUGGACGAAAUGCAAAAAUGCUGUCUAAACUCUUGUCCCAGCUUGGACAUGUGCGCACAAACAACUUUUAUACAUCAAAUAUUUGGAGGUUGUCUGCGUUCUCGAGUGAAAUGUCUGAACUGUAAAGCUGUUUCAGACACUUAUGAAGAAUAUCUUGACAUACCUCUUGAGAUAAAGACCUCGCACAGUGUCAAUAAAGCUUUGGAGGAGUUUGUUAAAUCAGAACAAUUAGAUGGAGACAAUGCAUAUAACUGCAGCAAGUGUAAACGCUCAGUGUGUGCGACAAAGACCUUUACAAUACAACGUGUAUCUAAUGUACUCACUCUGUCCCUCAAAAGGUUUGCUUGUUUCAGUGGUGGAAAACUAACUAAGGAGAUAAAAUAUCCAGAAUAUAUUGAUAUUCGUCCUUACACAUCUCAUCCUAAGGGAGAACCAAUUAUAUUCAAGUUAUAUUCUGUCCUCGUACAUACUGGUGUUAGCUGUAAUACAGGACAUUAUUAUUCCUAUAUAAAGGCUAGCAAUGACUGUUGGUACCUUAUGAAUGAUUCUGUUGUGUCCCGUGUAGACAUCCGGACUGUUCUCAACCAACAGGCAUAUCUUCUAUUUUACAUCAGAUCCCAGAAUGUGCAGAAUGGAGACUCACAUUACACUCUCCAAUCAACCAACCUAAAUUCACCACUGCCCAAUAGCAGCCAUCAAGCUGAAGCCACAAAGCCCCCAUUUAUUGGACCUCAAAAAAUAAUCGAGAAUGUAAAAUACAUGAAUGGGAAUCCGUCACCUAAACCAUCAUUGAAUCGUUCAGUACUAAAUAACUGUACAAAUGUGAAAAGGUCAGUUGGUGCCGUGUCAGAAACCGUGCUAAUAGAUGAUGAGGAAAAGAAUAAGAAGAGUGAACCUCUAGUCAAUGGCAAAUCUGAACUUGGUUCCAGCUUGCCGGAUACUUGUGACGUAGAAGACCUAUCUGAAGACGUAAUAUGGUGUAGAAUGACCUGGAAUAAGAAACGUCUCAAUGGGGUUGUUCAUACAAAUGUUUUUAGCACUUCUAAAAAUCAUCUUAAGGCAACAUCUAGUACAGCUGCUCAAAAGGAUCGUACAGGAUUGACUUCAAUCCAGAGAAUUCCAUCGGCUGAUCAGUCUGCUGGUCCUGCAGCUCUGGCCGAAGAAAUCAAACCUACAACAAUGCCCAGGAGCCCAGAAGUAGAGAGAAUUUUGCAAAAUUCAGAAAACAACUUGCCAGUCCUACACAAUGUUGGUGCUGAUAAAGGAGACUCGCUGGACAUGGCCAGGAAGUACAAUCAUGCCACCAAAGUACCAUCAUGCCACCAAAAGGAAAGGGACACUCGGACUCCUUGUAACACCGGCACUACGUCACAAGUGGUUAAAAGAAAUGGAAGUGUGACCUCCCACAGUAGACAAAACGGUGAUCAGUCAUCCAUUGCGUGUCCAGCAUAUAAUUCUGACAAAUGCAUGCCUACAGCAACACCUUUCCCUCAAAUCAAAGAGCGCUAUUCUGUCCAGGCCGUUGAUGAUCAUGACCAUAAGACACUGAUAAGAAGUCGAAGACCGUUUGACAGAAAGGGUCAUCUUCACAAUAAAAGAGGUACUUCUCCUAGCGGAGACCGAGAAAGACACUCCUAUAAGACAACCAUCAGUAAUGGUGACAAACAUUUAAACAACUAUGACAGGUCCAAGGCUAAUUCUUAUAGACCGUCAUAUGUCUCCAGGGAUCACUCUGUAAGAAAUAAUCAUUUUAGCUACCGGGACCAUGGGAAACAUUGGUCAAGGAAACCUGAUCAUCCAUAUCAAUCCAACCAUUACCAAAGGGAUCGUUCACGUAGCCGAGAGAGAAACUACCCCGAUGAACAUGGACAACGGAAUGGCUAUAGGCCGAGUGAUUAUUAUUCAUCCUGUGACUAUAGAUCUAAUCGGGACAAUGCGUUCUAUAACAGCAGAGACAACUACAGUAGGCCUUCCAGAGAUCACAGAACGGGCUGGUCACAUCAGUCUAGAAAGCGAGACACACGGCACUUUGAUGACUCUCACCAUGGGAAGUCCAGCAAUUACGCAAACCACCACCAACAUGGAGAUUCAAAAAAAAGAAAAUUUCAUUCUGUUAAUAACACAAAUGGAGAUGAAUGUGAGCUUAUUUCCAAGCGCAAGAAUUUUCACAACCUAUAUGUGGAGAAAAACAACUCCCACAUGGGAGAUAGAAAAACAGUCCUGAAAACGUAACAUCAUCUUCUAUUCGCUCCAUAGAACACUGCAUUUAUUCCACUCUAACGUGGUCCAAGUCUUUCAAAUAACAUCUUUUAAUGAGCAUCUUACAAACUAAUAUUACAUGGGGCAGUACAUCACACAAAUAUCUGCGCUUGUGUAUCCUAAACAAAUUCUAUCAAGAUAAGUUGUUACAAAUAGACUUUUAUUUAACUGUACAAGAAUUACCUUUUAUUCUUGUAUAAUUUAGUGAAUGUAUGUUUGUAGUCCACAUUGUCCACUGCUGCAGGUGUAUAACCACCAAACCCUGUGUGCAUACAAGGCGCUUGGUAAUUAAUAUAACAAGUUAGUCUACAUACAUUCAACUAUCCACUGUCGGACUACACCUAGAGGGAAAGAGUGGAGUGGGUAGCCUCUGACUAACGCUGAUGAAGAUUCUCAAUAACCUUGUAACAACUAUCGCGUUCAUAAAUGCAGUGUUUCUAUUUUUUUAUUUUUUUUUUGGAGCUAUUUUAUUUUGCCAAAAUCAUCAUCCUGGCCGACUGGAUCAAGACCAAGAUCAACUAAUUUCCCAUUCCAACUUGUGGGUUGAAACACAUUAAAGCUUAUUGCCCUUGUUCAUAUUAAGUUCUGUGUACAUCUUUGCCACAAGUAUUUUUCAAGUGAUUUGUGUUACUUACUUUUUCAUCCUUCUAAACUUCUCAACUGUUGAUCACUGCGUAGAAUCCGAUCUUAAGCAGACGUGGGAAAUACCCUGGACAUGUGCUCUCAAAUGCUGCUUUCUUAAAGACUCAGGAUUAUAUUUGUAUUUAACAGCAUGUUAUUUUUAUUUUGUUUUUAUUAUACCACCUGUGACAUCUGAACAGAAACUUGAGGAAUCAAUGUUCUUUUUUCUUUUUAUUAUGCAGUAUGGAAGAAAAAGAAAAAACAUUUUUUUUUCUUUUUCUUGGUACGCCCUCAAUAUUGACCUAAUUGGGACAUCCUUGUUGUUUUGGACUUUUGUGUCCUCCUGAAUACCAUUUUGUGUAUCUAAAACAAAGAAAUAGUACAGUUUUAGUUCAUGCAAUACAUCAUGAAUGUUUUAUAUAUGUCCUGCAACACAAUCUUCGUUUUCAUUUUUUUUUUUUUUUUUUUUUUUGUUUCUUCCAUGGACCUUGAUUAACCCUUUUUUCUGCUGCAAAUAUUUUACAUGGGUUACAGGUUAUCCUUUUAAUACCUAGCAAGUCAGUUAUUCAUACUGUGAUUUAAUUUAAAGAUAAAUUUUGAAGAAAAAAAAAUCCAGGUGUACAAGUGUUCCACUCCUGCAUCAGGAGAUGGAGAAUGGAUACAGUGCAAGUAAUAACUGUAUGAUCUAUUGUUUGUGUUCUAAAAGUGUCAUAUUCAAACCGCGUUUGGGGGGGAAAAAAGGACUUUUUUAUAUUGUUGUUUUUUUAAAAAAAACAAAUGACUGUAGCAUACAAUGUACAUAAUAGGGCAGCUUAUUAAUCCAAUAUGUGGGACACUUUCACAUAAAUAUGUCAACUGAGCAAUGUUUCCAUGAUUUGUGUGUAAAUAUUUGUUCUGACAUUAAGAAAUGGAGUACAGUUUACAAUUAUAUAUAA
Pseudophryne corroboree (corroboree frog) is the source of this 5265-nucleotide messenger RNA. RefSeq names its product ubiquitin specific peptidase 42 (gene USP42). Bases 959 to 3682 code for a protein of 907 amino acids. Gene Ontology annotation, cellular component: cytosol; nucleus. Lineage: Eukaryota; Metazoa; Chordata; Amphibia; Anura; Myobatrachidae. The record is from RefSeq and is a predicted model, not a curated record. The transcript has 16 exons. Gene Ontology annotation, biological process: protein deubiquitination; regulation of apoptotic process. Gene Ontology annotation, molecular function: cysteine-type deubiquitinase activity.